UGCGCAGCCUGUUGCCGUUGACGACUAGAACAGGCAGACCCUCGUGUCACGCCCGCGUGGGUCACGUGACAAGGAAAAACAAAUGCGCGCACUUCGGUAACCCCAACUGUCUCUCCACACUGGUGUAAAGUGUUUGGUCUGUGCUGCUUUUACUGCUCGGUACAGGGGUGAACUGAUUUAAUACGAUGCAAAAUGGCGCCAGAAAACCAGAUCCAGUCAGACCGAGACCGAGCAGCGUCAGUUCAGGUGCUGACAGAAGACCAGUCCGCCAAGUUCACACCAGAAAGGUUCUUUACAGGGUUGGAUACAGCUGGAACAAAGGUGGAAGACUCAAGGAGCUGAGGAUAAGGCACUUGGCAAGAAAGUUCCUGAAGAUAUGGAUACACAACACCUUCGGCCGAAUUCUUCCUCAUAAAGCCAGGUCCCACUAUAACAGCGUGGUGCUGAGACAGGCCUUUGAAGGAUGGAGAAACGAGUGGUGGACGUCCAGGAGAGAGUGGAGUCUUACCAUGCGAGCAGACUGUCACUACAGGUAUUAUCUGUACAACCUGGCAUUUCACAGCUGGCGAAGGUUUAUGUCAUUGCAGUGGGAGAAGAAGAGAAAGAUCCAAAUUGCUCAGUCAUUUGCUGACAGACAACAGAUGCAUCUGGUUUUGGAACGAUGGGAAGUUUUCAUAGAAAUGAGGCGAAUGAAGAACAGAAUGCUUGAAUCUGCCCUCGAACAGAACAGACUCGCAACCCUGCGUUCAGCGUGGAGCUUGUGGCAGGCUCGGCUGCAGCAGCAUCAAGACCUUCAAGCUUUAGAGGAUCAAGCCGUGAAACAGAGCGCGCUAGCUUUACGGAGAAGGACUUGGCUUCAGUGGAAAGAAAUGCACACGGCUGCUUGUUGCCAGAAAGAGAAAGAAUCCAGAGCUACACUUCACUUCAUCCUCAGACUGAAAAGAAAAACAUUGCAUCACUGGAAAAGUUAUAUGGCUCAUCUCCAAACCAAGAAAGAGUCUCGAGCUGUGGCUCAACGUGCUCACAAUCUCCGCCUGGUGACGAUGUGUUGGAGUAAAUGGAUUGGUGCGCUGCAUCAUAAGAGGGUCGAGGAAGACCGUUUGCAAACUGCAGAGCACUUGGCCAUACGGAGCACCCAGCGCAGAGCACUGGAGCGCUGGAGAGCUUAUGUGACAUUGUGCAGAGAAGAGGCUGAAAGAUACAGGAUUGCAAGUCAACAUCAUCAUCAUCAUCUACUGCGAGCUGGACUGCAGGGACUUUCUCUUAAUGUUCUCAGGAACAAGACACACAGACUGAACAACAACAUGGCUGUCCAACAUCAUCAUCAAACUAUGACAUGCAGGUACUGGAGGCUGUGGCAGGACCGUCUGGAGGAGGCUGAAGACAAGAGUUUUCAACACCUAACAGAAAUGGCACUGACCAAUCACAGAGCAGUCCUGUUGAGCAGCUGUUUUCACCACUGGAGAGAGAAACUUGCUGAACAAAGACACAUGAAGGAAUUGGAGUGUCGUGCAGACAUUUGGUUUGCUGAACGUAUGUUGCCUCGGUGUUUCGACUCGUGGGUUGAGUUUACUCUGCAGAGAAGACUCCAUAAGCAAAUGAAACACAAAGCAGAAGUCUUUAAUCGGCAGCGUCAGUACACUUCAGUGUUUUACACCUGGUGGGGACGUUCAGAGACGCAUAAGGAGCAGAUGCUUUCUGAGCGGAUGGCAAUUCUACACGAGGAGCGCUGCCACUUGCAGAGAGCCUGGACUCGCUGGAGGGAACGGACGGAGCAGCAGAUGGAGGAAGAGGAGAAACAGAAGGCUUCAGACCGUCUGUACCUGCACAGACUUCUCCACAAGACGAUGACACAGUGGAAGGACAACAGCACUGAGAUACGAGACAGGAGAGAUCGAGAGCAGCAGGCUUGUCAUCAGGGUGACCUGCGCUGCAUGAGAUGGGCUGUGGAAAAAUGGAAAAAGUUUGUUCAUAGCCAGAGAGUGAAGAAAAGCAGACUGAAGCAGAUGCAGCGUUACCAUGAAGUGAAGCUCCUCAGACGCACGUUUGUGGCCUGGAAGGAACGCCACCUGCAGAUGUGUCAGAUCCACAGUGAAGCAGAGGAACUUUACAGGCAACAAAAACAGAACUUUCUUAGGUCAGCUCUGUGUGUGUGGAGGGAGAACUCAGUGCUGCUGACGGAGGUCAAGCUCAAAGAGCAACAAGCACAGAAUCACUUUCAGCAUUUCCUUCAACUCAAGGUGUUUCGUGCUUGGCGAGAAGCAACAACGUGUGCAGUGUCAAAGCGCCACCAGCAGGAGGAAGCAGUUAGCAAGGUUCAGAGGUCCAUAAAUCAAGCUCAGCAGCUGCGGUCUUUCAGACGAUGGAGGGAGCGAACCAGGGAGGCUCGGAGAGAGAGGAUAUGUAUGGAAAAAGCCAGGCAGCACCAUGACUCCAACCUCCUUUCUAAAGCACUGUGCACCUGGAAUAAGCAUCACAGCCAGUGUCAGAAAAACAAGGUAAUGAAACGACAGGGAAUCCUUCUGCUGAGAUUAAAGAUGUACCAGAAGUACUUUGAACAGUGGAAGAUAAAGCUGCAGCACAGACGGAGAGAAGCUAAGCAGACGGAGCGAGCGCUCUGGCACUGGUCCCUCACUCUUCAGGCCAAGGUGUUGUGUGAAUGGAGGCUGUGGGUCACAGAGCAGCGCAGAAAACAGGAGCAGGCAGCCAGAGCUGCACAGGUCUACAGAGACCAGUUGCUGAGGGAGGGCGUGACGUGCAUCCUCUCAUACGCUGCUCACAUGAACGACCUCACAACCAGCUUAACACAAUAUAGCCAAGAGCAGAAGUCAAGACAUCUCCAGAGAGUCGUGAAGCGCUGUGCUAUGCGGUGGAAGCAUCGGGCGCUGAGUAAACCACAAAGAGAGCCAGAGGUCAAAAGGCAACCACUGAAAAAAAGCGUGACCUUCUGUUUGACGACACCUGGACUGAAGAAUGUGUCCCCGUCUGACUCUGUGGAGCAGGAAGCUGAAGAUGGGCUGCUAAGCCAGCUGGUAUUCAGCCGUAUGCCUCGACGUCAGCCACGGCGCUGCGUGGAACUGUUUGAUUCUCCACCGAAAAUAAACACUCAGAAACAGACUGUCAUCACCGGCGCUGGACCCGCUCCAUAUCCGUCGCAGCUCAGUCGUCCCUCUCAGGAAGUCCAUCACACAGCAUCGUCCUGCCUCCAUCCUGCUAAAGUUCCUGUUGCCUCCACACGUCAGAGCAUCAUCACAUCUAACGUGUCACCCUCUGAACCUUACACAUCCACUAAGGACUGCCCUCAAGAAACCCAAAACCAGGAUGUUCUUUUACCUCCCUCUGCUUUCAUGACUACUGGGACUGAAGAUACGUUGGGAAAGUCUAACUGCUCAGGUUUUGGUGGAGAUGUUCCACUCGUGCCUCUUCAUCAGUUUGUGCCUCCUGUUAAAUACUCGUCAGCUUAUUCAGACGUACAUCCGAGAGCAUCCGGUGGAGAAACUGCAGAAGAUGCAGCGACGGAUUCAACAUUAGCUCUGACUGGAGAACUGCUCAGCAUUCAGCAGGACAUGACGACAUACCAACAGGACAGGAAGCAGCUCCGGGCAUGGCAAAAACUAAAACAGGUGUUACAAAGUUGGUUGCAGACCAGUGGAAAAGACGAACACAUGGAGAAAAGUGCUGUUUGUCAAGAGCUGAAGGAGUUGGAGGAGCGCAUCGACAGACUGUCCGCUGACCUGGCGAAACGGAAACCAACAAUGCUGCUACACGCAGAGAGGAUCCAGCACUUACAGACUGCCCUCCAGGAUGCAGGAGUUUCUUUUCUCCGUCGGAAAAUAGAAGAGACAGAAACAGAUCGCUCUGUGUUUACAGCAUGACAGGAAAUAGUGCCUCACACACUUAAGUGAUUUCACCUGCUGAUUGUUUGGGCUGUUUAUCUGCAGAGAUCAUAUGUCUAAAAAUAACACAAAGACUGACACAAGGAUUGGAAGAGAAAUCUGUUCACCAGCUGAAACUGAACAUUUUUACUGCACAGCUGGUGGGAAAACAGAUAUUUUAAUGUCCACAAAUACUAUUUAUUCCUGUUGAUGAUGAUGUAAAUUGUCUGAAAAUUGACUGAGCAUUAAGCCAAGCUCCUCACAGCAGCUUUCCCUGCUACAUCUACACUUAAAGUCUGCGAGAGCUUUGGAUAGGGGUCGUCCUUGUGACAGAUGGUUCUAAAUAUUUUCCAUAUGUGUGCAGAAAGUCACUUUACUGGUUUCAGAGGAGCUGCCCUUGCGCAAGAGGCUUUCUAUUUAUCCGUUAGUACCAGCGUCUCUAAUGCUUUGGGAAAUCUAUGCAGGAGUUUCAGGGAUUUGAGACAGAAAGGACAGCUGUCUGUUGUGCUCUGCAGACAUCUUGAGACAGAUUUGUCUGAGUCUUUUAUCUACAGCAGGGCAGCAUGCGAGGACUUUUGCUCUUUUUCAUCUUUGCCUGCUGCAGCAGGGGUGAGUUAUGUUACUGAACUAGUUAUUUAAUGUUUAUUAUCUUGUUGAAUGUUCAAGGUGUUUUAUUCUUUUGUACAUUUGGCUUUUGGCUCUUGUUACCCUCUUUCUGGAACUUUUUAUGGACAUUAUUAAAACAGGUUAAAACAUUACAAA
Messenger RNA from Epinephelus fuscoguttatus (brown-marbled grouper), 4637 nucleotides. RefSeq names its product SFI1 centrin binding protein (gene sfi1). Lineage: Eukaryota; Metazoa; Chordata; Actinopteri; Perciformes; Serranidae. The coding region runs from base 186 to 3875 and encodes 1229 amino acids. The transcript has 31 exons. The record is from RefSeq and is a predicted model, not a curated record. Gene Ontology annotation, molecular function: phosphatase binding.